ACGUGCCUUACCUCGUGGGCUGUCCGCGGCUCAAUUGCAUUAAGUCUGACUUUCAGUUUUCCAUUAUGUUUGAGAAAUAAUGGAAUCAAGGUAUAGUUCCAGAGAUUUUUCCAAAGUGAAGAAAAAGUGCAAAGUCUGUUUGAAUAAUGGAGAAAAAGUAGAUACAAAGUGGCAGGACAACCGAAACGACAUUGAAUCUUAUGAUAACAAAGUGCUCAGUAAUUGUAAAGUUCAACCAAUAACUUCAUAUGGGUUCAUGUCUUCAGAGAGAGUAACCGAGAUACAAACGAAUGCACAUCCCAAACGUCAGCCAAUCUCUAUCAAAAAUAAUCAUCGUGUUUCAAUUCAAAUGAGAAACGCUCGGGAACGGAACAGGGUUCGAGCAGUAAAUGAGGCUUUCGCCCGACUCCGAACAGUUAUUCCAUACACAGCGAAUCGGACCAAACGCGUGUCUAAGGUGAAAACGCUCCGAAAAGCUCUGGAAUACAUAACUGAACUUCAGAUCUUGCUAAUAGGUAACUGUAUUCGCUAAAUUUGGAAUGUAGUAAGCGAACAACUAUUUCGAAUAUUUGAUAGUCAAAUCUGAAAAGAAAAUUCAAUCUAGUCAUUCAAAUAAACGUUUUAAGACAUUU
Hermetia illucens (black soldier fly) is the source of this 632-nucleotide messenger RNA. RefSeq names its product achaete-scute complex protein T4-like. NCBI's taxonomy places the organism in Eukaryota, Metazoa, Arthropoda, Insecta, Diptera, Stratiomyidae. Gene Ontology annotation, molecular function: RNA polymerase II transcription regulatory region sequence-specific DNA binding; DNA-binding transcription factor activity, RNA polymerase II-specific; protein dimerization activity. The transcript is spliced from 2 exons. Bases 80 to 532 code for a protein of 150 amino acids. Gene Ontology annotation, biological process: developmental process; regulation of transcription by RNA polymerase II. The record is from RefSeq and is a predicted model, not a curated record.